This is a messenger RNA of Coregonus clupeaformis (lake whitefish), 1997 nucleotides long. Its product is annotated as RING finger protein 44. Lineage: Eukaryota; Metazoa; Chordata; Actinopteri; Salmoniformes; Salmonidae. The transcript has 11 exons. The record is from RefSeq and is a predicted model, not a curated record. The coding region runs from base 510 to 1841 and encodes 443 amino acids.
CAAACACAACGACGUCCAAGGCGCUCCAUGACAACAACAUCCGCGAAGGAAUGGUGCCAAUUACAUGUAUCGUUAAUUAAAUCACUCUAAACGAAGCAGUUAUUCGAAAAAUUAAUAUACCCGCUUAUAUUUCUUUAGACCGAUGGAUGGACUAUGCAAUAACGUUAGCUAGCAAAUACGCUAUCUGCUAGCAUAACAACACAGCCAGCUAACGUUAACCAGUUAGCCAUAGGUUGCUUUGGGAGGUAACGUUAGCUAGCUAAGCUAACGAUCUCUGCUUUGUCGUCGCAACUGAAACUUCAGACACCAAGGGCACCUGUCAAACUUGAAAACUACAGCACUUGCGCUCCCAUCUAGGUCAUAGCAAAAACAACCUCAGUCCGAGCGUCCCUCGUCUUCUGAGGUGAGACUAAAGCAAGGUAAAGACAGAGGUUAGAAGGCACAAGUGCCUCCAGCACCACUGGUCUCCUCUUCCAGAGUGUGACUCGUCGGUCCCCACGACGUCACCAAUGCGACCAUGGGAAAUAGCAGUGACUAGGCGGCCACCAACAGCCCCCUUGAACCAGAGGAGGUUCCCAGGAGAGCCCUGUGACACCCCAGUGCACCUCAGGAGAAGCCCGCCAGUGAGACGACAGUGGGGGAGCCGAGACCGACCGGUAGCACUGCAGAACGCCCUGCUCCAGGAUGAGAACUUCCACCGCCCUCUCUUUUCCCAGCAACGUCAGCAGGUUCCUUUAGAUGAGGCCAGACAGUACAGCCACUCCAGUGCACCGCCACGCAUGCUGCACCCUGCCGCACACCCACCUCAGCAUCAACAGACCCCCAUCAUGCUGGAUCUACACGACCAGAUGCACCAGGGAUCCGUUCCCAUCUCUUACACUGUUACCACGGUGACGACGCACGGUUUCCCCAUCCACACUGGGCAACCUCUCCCAGGGUGCAACAGUCAGCAGCUACCAGCAUGCUCGGUAAUGUUCAGCGGACAGCUCUCUCUGCUCUGCUGCCUUCCUCCUCCUCUCAUCCAAGCCUGUACAAUGCAGCAUUUGCCGGUGUCUUACCAAGCCUUCCCACCGCUGAUCUCCAGGGAGCAUUUUAUACUGCACCCCAACCCCCCGGGGCCCCCCCACCAGCCUCCUCACCUUACUCCUCUCAGCCAGUUCCUCCCGCUCCAGAGGCAGCACACACGCACGCCUCUCCAGAGGGUAGAGAAUGAGGUGGAUCUCAGGGGGGACCAGCACCCAUUAGGAACGUUCUCUUACCCUCCCUCGAGCCACCACCACCCACCAGCGAUGCCUCCCUCUGUCCCCCUCCAGUACCUCCCUCAGGAGCCUCUGCACCAGGAGAUGCCCUUCCCAGUGCCAUACCCCCACAUGCUGCCGCGGCGUGUCAACGGCCACAGGUACCGGUUACAGCAGCACCCACCUCCGCCCCCACCUCCCUACUACCCAGGCUUCCUGCCGUACUUCCUGUCGAUGCUUCCUGUGCCUCCUACAGCAGUGGGACCAGCCAUCAGUCUGGACCUGGACGUAGAUGAUGUGGAGAUGGAGAACUAUGAGGCAUUAGUGAACCUGGCUGAGAGGCUAGGAGAGGCUAAACCACGAGGAAUCACCAAGGCAGACAUUGAGCAGCUUCCAUCCUACAGGUUCAACCUCGACAACCAUCAAUCUGAACAAACGCUGUGUGUCGUGUGCUUUAGUGACUUUGAGUGUAGGCAGCUACUGAGAGUAUUACCCUGCAACCACGAGUUCCACGCUAAGUGUGUCGACAAAUGGUUAAAGACCAAUCGCACUUGUCCAAUCUGCCGGGCGGACGCGUCAGAGGUGCACCGCGAGGUGGAGUGAGUGACACCCAGGCUUUUGAGAUCUUUGAUUGGAAAGCAGCACAAAACUAAACCCACAGAGUCUGUCUGUCUGUCGUAGCGCCUGCCUCAGCCUGCCUGGGGACGCCUGCCACCUACCCUGCCUGCGUCCUGCGCCCCCCACCACUCCUGACCCCCC